CCGGUUUCUUGGAGAGCGGCAGCUGACCCGGGGAACGGGAGCGGGACAGAGGCUCCACCUGGGGCGGCAGCGAGGGAGGGUGGCAGCGGGACAGGCGGAGUAAAGGGAAACCAUGCAGAAAUCAGAGUACCCUGGAGGUGUGCAGCUGAGAAACAGAGCGACAGGCAUUUAUGAUCAAAGGACAUCCUUAAGCUCACAAAUAAAAUGCAAAACUACAGUUCAGCGGAGCAAAUCCUCCUCAUUAACCAGUUCUCCAGAGGCUACAAGGAGGGCUCAUCCUCGGCCAAGUGAUAAACUCAACCCUAAAACAAUUAAUCCUUUCGGUGAACAGUCUCGAGCCCCUUCUGCGUUCGCAGCUAUUUACUCUAAAGGCGGCGUUCCGUGCAGAUUGGUACAUGGCUCAGUAAAACACAGAUUACAGUGGGAAUGCCCUCCUGAAAUUCUUCCAUUUGACCCUCUUCUAAUUACAUUAGCGGAGGGCCUGAGGGAGACUAAGCAUCCUUAUACCUUUGUGUCAAAGGAGGGCUUUAGGGAGUUACUUCUGGUCAAGGGUGCUCCUGAGAAAGCUAUACCUUUGCUGCCUAGACUGAUCCCUGUGCUGAAGGCAGCUCUGGUUCAUUCUGACGAUGAAGUGUUUGAAAGAGGACUGAAUGCACUUGUGCAGCUGAGUGUGGUUGUUGGCCCAUCUCUGAAUGGCCAUCUGAAACUUCUGCUUACAAGUCUUUCCAAGAGGCUAAUGGACAAAAAAUUCAAAGAGCCCAUCACCAGUGCCUUGCAAAAGCUGGAGCAGCAUGGUGGGAGUGGAAGUCUUAUCAUCAUCAAAUCCAAAAUCCCAACAUAUUGCUCUGUCUGCUGUUGAAUAAGGGAACCAACAAAACCCAUGCUGCUUCCUCAGGCACUGACAGUGGCUGCCUGGACCUUGCCUCAAUUCACAUCACUGACUCAUAGUACCAUUCAUUCAUUAACUAGGUUACGAGGACCAUGUCAAGUCCAGGGGAAUCAUCGUCCAAGCUGUUUGUCAACAAAAAGCACAGGUGCUAUAAGGCAAUUAAAAUAGCUUGUAUAAAAGUUGA
Molecule: messenger RNA, 1073 nt
Organism: Psammomys obesus (fat sand rat)
Lineage: Eukaryota; Metazoa; Chordata; Mammalia; Rodentia; Muridae
Gene: Pacrgl
Product: parkin coregulated like
Exons: 9
Coding region: 113-859 (248 amino acids)
Source: RefSeq, a predicted model, not a curated record